Molecule: messenger RNA, 546 nt
Organism: Pleurotus ostreatus (oyster mushroom)
Lineage: Eukaryota; Fungi; Basidiomycota; Agaricomycetes; Agaricales; Pleurotaceae
Exons: 3
Coding region: 1-546 (181 amino acids)
Source: RefSeq, a predicted model, not a curated record
AUGUUCUUAAAGUUCUCUAUACUCUUCAUGAUCACCUGUCAUCACGAAGAAGAUCCACGAAGUUGCACCGGGUUAUCGUUACGGGCAUACGACGCAGCGGAGCUACUGCUCUGUAAUCUACACCUAGGGAAGGAAGAGGAGAAUAUUCGUUCAAUGAUUUUGGUUCUCAUAUCAAGAAGUGUGCUUACAAAGGAAAUCUCACUGUUGAAGUUGGAUCUCAAGAAUUACAAAUGGCAAGCCACCCAAGAUGGGAGAGAAAUGCAACGCUUGCGACAAUCACUCCAACAUCAGAGUCAGCAGAUUGAGGACCUUGGUUCCAAGCUCUCUGAUGCCAACCGGGAUGCCUGUGGUCUCAGGCAGUGGCUCGCAGAUGCCAAUAGGGAGAUCGAGGUCCUGAGGCAGCAACGUCGAGUUCGAUACAGAGAGAGGAUCCGGAAUUACUGGGAGCUGAAAAGGAAGGAGAAUAAUGGUUCUCCGAAGUCGGAUUCGAGCGGUGGGGCUCGGAGUACGGGUGCCGCCAAGCCGCCUGGAAAGCGGCUGGCCUGA